This is a messenger RNA of Ceratina calcarata, 459 nucleotides long. RefSeq lists its product as uncharacterized. Lineage: Eukaryota; Metazoa; Arthropoda; Insecta; Hymenoptera; Apidae. Bases 1 to 459 code for a protein of 152 amino acids. The record is from RefSeq and is a predicted model, not a curated record. The transcript has a single exon.
AUGGAAGAAGUAUCCUCGAGUUCAAAAUCGAAUUUAACUAAUGAAGAACAAGAAUGUAAAGACCAUUUUAAAUCCACUCACUUCCGCGAUUCUGAAGGACGUUACGUCGUUAGAUUACCUUUUAGAAAAUCAACAGAACUAUUGGGGGAUUCUAAAGCUAAAGCCUUACGCAUGUUGUCUCCAUUAUUGAAGAAAUUUCAAACUGAUUCAAUUCUUCAACAAGCUUAUACAAUGUUUCUAAGUUACUAUGAAACAUUAAAUCAUAUGUUACCUGUCGACAAGUCUAAUGAAAGUAAACACUCUUAUUAUUUACCUCACCAUGGAGUCAUACGAGAAAGUAGUGUUUCCACCAAGCUUCGAGUAGUAUUUAAUGCAUUAAGCCUUACUUCUGUAGGGGUAUCACUCAAUGACGUUCUUCACAAUGGAGAAAACUUCAAACAAAACUUUUUGAUGUUCUAA